Molecule: messenger RNA, 3357 nt
Organism: Pseudovirgaria hyperparasitica
Lineage: Eukaryota; Fungi; Ascomycota; Dothideomycetes; Acrospermales; Acrospermaceae
Exons: 3
Coding region: 1-3357 (1118 amino acids)
Molecular function (GO): ATP-dependent chromatin remodeler activity; ATP binding
Source: RefSeq, a predicted model, not a curated record
AUGUCUGACACAAGUAUGAGAGACAUGGAAGCUUCUGAUAUCUCUCGCACUUCGCAAGAUCCUUCAAAAACCCCUCCCUCUGUUUCAAACCCUCAUUGCGAUGAAAACAUGGAGAGUUUGGAGUCCGAUCUGACUGUUCAAGGUGAUGUGAGUCAAAAUGGCACAGUCGAUGUUGAAGCUACACAGACGUCAAUGCCGUUGUUCGACCCUAAAGCACUACUCAACCCUAAAGCAACUGUUGCUACGACCCAGAGCAGUCAAUCACCAUCUCGCAAAGCCAAGCCUGUGCAUGCCGGACGCGACUCGGAGUCUCCAGCUGGCACUUACGUUUCAUUGAUAGAAAAGGCCCAUGGCAUUGAGCGACGUGAAGAACGACCUGUCAAGCGGCCAAGAAUGGAAGUAUCGACAGGAGAUGAACCGAAGAAGAAAGGUACUUUUGAGAGUGGUAAUGCUACCAUCCUCGGGCAAUAUAUCAAGGACAAGCGUCAUGAAGGCGACCAGUUGCAAGAACCUGUCCUUGCAUCGCGACUUGCAAUGCCACCUCCAGCUCACACUCCGACAGUAGCGACUACGGACUCUACUAUUGAUCUUACAGCGGAUGAUGACGAUGAAGUGGUAUGCCUUAGCUCAAAACAUGAUGAAGAGGUGUGUCUGGGAAAGCUCGAGCGGUCAUAUCUCAAUGCGCAUCAAAUACCCUGCCAAAGGCGAGGUGGUCCGUCAGGAUCUCGGGAUUCCUGGCCAGCCAUCAAGGUCACAUUCCAACGUCGGCCUGGCAACGAUCUUAUGAUUCUUGUCAACGAUGGUCAGGGCAAAUCAUUUGCGACUCUGGAUCCAAAGACGUCAUCCGCACUACAGCCUCUUUUGGAUGGGCAAAAACAAGGUAGUAGACUCCGUAUUGACGCGAAAGUUGAACCCAGAAAGAAACGUCCUGGCGAGGUUGCGGGCAUGCCAACCCAUUCGCAGCUCAACCUUCUGGUCAUAUUGUACUCCCCAAAGUCUAAAGCUGACAGUCUUGGAACCUUUUUGAGCAGGAAGGGCAUCUGGCUUCGUAUGCCGCCCAGAUUCGAUAACAACAUUGUAUACUACAACCCACAAGCCCCUAAAGUUGCCAAAACAAGACUCUCGGAAGGAAGCACCCCACGAAUUGUCAGUGGGAUCAUCAACGCCGGCACCGGAUAUUACACCCGAACUCAGGAGGAGAUACGUCACGAUGUUCUCAGUAUGUUCGAUAGUCUCACAAAGUCAGAGGAUCUGCCACAGAAAGAAGCCAAUCCCAUUAUCACGACUAAGCUUCUAUCCCAUCAAAAGCAGGCCUUGUGGUUCAUGCGUGACCGAGAAUCCGGCAGUGACGCGAACUGUGAUGACAAACGUUCACUCUGGAAAACUCGGAUGCGGAGAGAUGGUGUCAAGGUCUUCUAUAACAUCAUAACUGGCUAUGAGCAGGCUUCCCAGCCUAAACCUUGUCUGGGAGGCAUUUUGGCUGACAUGAUGGGCCUUGGAAAGACUUUGAGCAUCCUUUCCUUGAUCACUGACACUUUAGAAGAAGCUAAAGCCUGGGCCGAUCAAGAACCAGGCUCAGACGGCCUACGAAAAGUAAAAACGACGCUUCUAGUUUCACCCUUGAGCACAACCUCCAAUUGGCAGGAGCAGAUUGGUCAGCAUCUGAAGAAGAAUUCAAUCAAAUAUUACCUAUACCACGGGCCCAACAGAUCGCAGGAUCUCGAUGAAUUGGCCCAGUACGACAUCAUCAUAUCUUCGUACAAUACAGCUGCGACUGAAUUUGGAACCAGCGGCAGACAGAAGCGAGACGCCAUGCGGCAGCUCGAUUGGUUCAGGAUUGUGCUCGAUGAAGCACACAUGAUUCGUAAUCAGCAGACUGGCCAGUCCCUGGCAAUCUGUGGACUGAGUGCGAACAGGCGAUGGGCUGUGACAGGCACGCCAGUGCAGAACCGCCUCGAUGACCUCGGAGCCCUCAUCAAGUUUCUCAGGAUCAGGCCUUUUGAUGAAAAGGGUUCCUUUACCACGUACAUAAUGACUCCGUUCAAACAAGCGGACCCUGAGAUUAUUCCGAAGCUGCGACUGCUUGUUGAUACCAUCACCUUGAGGCGGCUCAAGGAUAAGAUUCAUCUUCCUGAUCGGCAGGACUUUAUUGUGCACCUUGACUUCUCCGAUGAUGAGCGAGCUCUGUACGAUUGGUUCGCUCUAGAUUCAGCCAAUCGCGUCAAGGCAAUGACGGCCAACCGCACACAUGGCAUCGGUGGAAGAGCAUACGCGCAUGUCCUCCGCGCGAUUCUACGCCUGCGACUUAUCUGCGCGCAUGGCUCCGAUCUGCUCAGUGACGAAGACAUGAAGUUGACUGAAGGUCUCUCUUACGGCAAUGCUAUAGAUCUUGGCGACGACGAGGACGAAGAUAAGCCUGCGCUCAGCCCCAAGCAAGCUUAUGACAUGCUUCAGUUGAUGCGAGAGUCCGACGAAGAUCGCUGCAUGAUGUGCAACACCAAAAUUGGGGAAGAGAACCCAGACGAGGAGCUUGCUGAAAAGGCGCAGAACACAGUUGGACACAUGACACCUUGUUUUCACAUUUUGUGUCCCACGUGUCUUCCUCUAUAUCAGAAGAAAGCCCAAGAUAAACUAACUUCAGAUGGCUACAUGGAUUGCCCUACUUGUGACCAGUACGUCAAGUACUCAUUCUUCGACUUCUGCUUGGACAAGAUGAAGGAAGAUGAGGAGAUGAGAGAGGAGUUGAGAAAUAAUCCGAAGCUCGCAAAGCAGAUGAUCCGUUAUAGUGGACCACAUACGAAGACUAAAGCUCUGAUUCAGUCACUAAUAGAGAACGAGCAGUGGAGCGCAGCACAUCCAGAAGAGAGACCUAUCAAGAGUGUUGUCUUUUCGGGCUGGACUAGUCAUCUUGAUCUUAUCGAAACUGGCUUCAAGGAACACCUCCCCUCGGUCCAGUAUACCCGUCUCGAUGGCCGCAUGUCUCGUGCCGCUCGCACUAUCGCUCUUCGAGUCUUCCGGGAAGACCCUGCAAUCCACGUCAUCCUUGUCUCUAUUGGCGCCGGAGGCUUAGGUCUUAACCUGACAACAGCGUCUCGCGUCUAUGUCAUGGAACCACAAUAUAAUCCUGCCGCAGAGGCUCAGGCUGUUGAUCGUGUGCAUCGCUUAGGACAAGAGAGGGAGGUUAUAAUCCGUAGAUUCAUCAUGAAUGAUAGCUUUGAGCUGAAGAUGCUUGAGCUACAGAGGAAGAAAAUGAAGCUCGCUGAGAUUAGUCUUGGUGAAAAAGGAGCUCGAGGAAAGGCAGGUCGCGAGGAAGAGUCUAGGAGGAAGUUGGAGGACCUGAAGAGUCUCUUCCGUUAA